Messenger RNA from Cryptococcus wingfieldii CBS 7118, 2568 nucleotides. Its product is annotated as dethiobiotin synthase. Gene Ontology annotation, biological process: biotin biosynthetic process. NCBI's taxonomy places the organism in Eukaryota, Fungi, Basidiomycota, Tremellomycetes, Tremellales, Cryptococcaceae. The record is from RefSeq and is a predicted model, not a curated record. The coding region runs from base 1 to 2568 and encodes 855 amino acids. The transcript has 9 exons. Gene Ontology annotation, cellular component: mitochondrion. Gene Ontology annotation, molecular function: dethiobiotin synthase activity; S-adenosyl-L-methionine:8-amino-7-oxononanoate transaminase activity; pyridoxal phosphate binding.
AUGCCCCUCUUCCCAAACCUGCGGGCACACCAGGUCUUUGGAGCCAACACGGAGGUGGGCAAGACCCUCCUCACAACAGCCCUCCUCAGAGCAUCAGCAACUCGCUUUGCAGAGACAUCAGCAGAGGCGAAGAAAAGAGUAUUCUAUCUCAAACCUGUCAGCACCGGGCCGGAUUCAGAGUCCGAUACCAGCUAUGUAAACCGAAACACCAAGCCAUGGUCAGACUACAUCUCGACCCGCAACUUGUAUCAAUAUCGCGAGCCCAUGUCCCCUCAUCUCGCGGCGAAGCUCGCCCCAGACCUCGUAGGUCGCCCCAUCCCUCCAUUCCCGCAAACCAACGAAGAGCUUGUCCGCGGGAUAGAGUCAUACACCGAGCAGUGCCUCAAGGAACUGAAUGGCGAGGAGGGCGCUCUCUUUGUCGAGACUGCCGGCGGUGUACACUCGCCCGCUCUCCAUCCUCCCCAUACCCAAUCCACCUUCCUCCGUUCGCUCAGACUACCUUCUGUGCUCGUCGCCUCGCCUCAUCUGGGCGGCAUCUCGACGACAAUCUCGGCAUACGAGUCCCUUCUCGUGCGGGGUUACUCUCUUUCAGCUGUCCUCUGUCUUCACGACCCGUAUUACCGCAACCACACCUUCCUUGAAGAUUACUUCAAGGACCGUGGUAUCGGCUACUGGACUAUCAAGACCCCGCCAGAAAAGUAUGGGACGGUGGAAGAAGACGGUGUGAGGCUUGAAGAGUGGUACAAGGAUGUUGAGAGGAGCGUGGAGGGAGAACUGGGAGGUGGUGUAGGCGAUGCAGCGAGAUGGUUGGAAGAUGGCCACAAGAAGAGGAUUGGAGAGCUUGGGACUAUGCCGCAGAGGACUCUUGAUAGCGUAUGGUGGCCGUUCACCCAACAUCAACUUAUCAACAAGAGGGAAGAUGUUAUGGUGGUCGACUCUGCAUACGGGGACAACUUUGACGCCUUCUAUACCAAGCCCGGGGGUAAAGAGAUCUCCAAGAAUGAAAGUCUGCUCAAGUCCUACUUUGAUGGCUCUGCUAGUUGGUUCACACAAUCUCACGGACACGCCAACGAGCACCUCACCCUCGCAGCCGCCUCCGCUGCCGGCCGAUACGGCCACGUCCUCUUCCCUUCUGGCACCAACGCCCCUGCCCUCGAUCUCGCUGAGAAAUUGCUUUCAACCGUCGGUCAAGAUUGGGCUAGCCGAGUCUUUUACUCGGAUAAUGGCAGUACAGCUAUGGAGGUCGGACUGAAGAUGGCGCUGAGAGCUGCAGGUCGGCGGUAUGGGUGGGACGGAGAGCUGGGAGGAGAUGUGGGCGUUAUCGGGUUGAGAGGCAGUUAUCAUGGAGAUACGAUCGGGUCAAUGGACGCUACACAAGCUUCGACGUUCAACAAGGCUGUCGACUGGUACAGAGGCAGAGGCCACUGGUUCUCACCUCCCAUGGUCCAAUUCGUCGACGGCAAACCUUCCGUCCUCUCUACCGCCCCCGACUCUUGGCCCACCCUCCCCUCCUCCCUCUCUAGCACCCCCACCCCAGAUGGCUGGCAAGUCGCCUUCCCUUCCUACGAAGCUAUAUACGACAUCUCAUCCCGUUCUUCUUCUCCCCUCGCUACAUACUACCGCGCACACAUCCGUGAGACUCUGGAGAGGUUGACCAAGGAGGGAAAGAAGUUUGGCGCGCUGGUGAUGGAACCGACGUGUCUCGGCGCGGGCGGUAUGGUGUUUGUGGACCCCUUGUUCCAAAGCUGUAUGGUGGAGGUCGUUCGGGCGAGUGGUGACCUUUUCGCCAAGGAGUGGGACGGAGGAUCGUAUGAGCAAGAACUCGAGGGGCUCAAGACCCGAGAUGGAGGUGAAUGGCAGGGACUGCCCGUCCUGUACGAUGAAGUCUUCUCCGGUCUCAACCGAUUCGGCUACAACUCUGCCGCCUCUGUCCUUGGCCACACCCCCGACAUCUCUGCCUACGCCAAGAUCCUCACCGGUGGUCUAUUACCACUCUCAACCACCCUCGCUUCCCCCUCCAUCUUCAAAGCCUUCCUCUCUGAACACAAGGUUGACGCGCUUCUGCAUGGGCAUUCGUACACCGCCAACCCUAUUGGGUGCUCGGUAGCACUGGAAGCGAUAAAGUUGACUCAGGAAUACGAGAACAAGGGCGGGUGGCAGGGGGAGAAGAAGAUGUGGGGGGUGGAGGAUGGUGGUAGAUGGAGUUUCUGGAAGAAGGAGUUUGUGGAGGGGAUCAGUCAGAUUGAGGGCGUCAAGGGGGCGAUGGCUAUGGGUACUGUGGUCGCCAUCGAGCUGCAGGAUGAUGAGAGUGAUUACUCUUCCCACGUCGCCCUCGAGUUCCUCAACGACCUCCGCAAGAUUGCCGUCUCUCCCUCUUCCUCCGAAACCGAGUCCAUCACGCCCUUCUCCCCCUUCCAGAUCCACUCUCGCCCCCUCGGUAAUGUCGUCUAUCUCAUCACGAGCUUGUGGACAAAGCCAGAAGUGAUGCGCGCGAUGGAGGGGGUGAUUGAAGAGAGGUUGAAGAGCAGGGCAGAGUUUGGGGAGGUGCUGAAGGCUAGGAAUGCGUAA